Messenger RNA from Thermothielavioides terrestris NRRL 8126, 2343 nucleotides. RefSeq lists its product as uncharacterized. NCBI's taxonomy places the organism in Eukaryota, Fungi, Ascomycota, Sordariomycetes, Sordariales, Chaetomiaceae. Bases 1 to 1959 code for a protein of 652 amino acids. The transcript has 14 exons. Gene Ontology annotation, molecular function: RNA binding; GTP binding; GTPase activity. Gene Ontology annotation, biological process: ribosomal large subunit biogenesis. Gene Ontology annotation, cellular component: nucleolus. The record is from RefSeq and is a predicted model, not a curated record.
AUGGCCUGGAAGGAUAUUCCCCCUGUGCCGACGGCACAGGAGUUCAUCGACAUUGUCCUCUCACGCACGCAGAGACGAUUGCCCACUCAGAUUAGCAGAAUCCGGGCCUUCUAUACCCGCAAGGUCAAGUUCACGCAGGAGACAUGCAGCGAAAAGCUCGGCCAGAUCGUCUCGAGCUUCCCCGUGCUGACGGACCAACACCCCUUCCACCGCGACCUGAUGAACAUUCUCUACGAUGCCGACCAUUUCAAGGUGGCUCUUGGCCAGGUCUCGACAGCGAAGCACCUGAUCGAGACGAUUUCUCGAGAUUACGUUCGACUGCUGAAGUACUCGCAAAGUCUGUUCCAGUGCAAGCAGCUUAAGAGGGCCGCUCUUGGUCGUAUGGCCACUCUCAUCAAGCGGUUAAAAGAUCCCCUUCAGUAUCUCGACCAGGUUCGCCAGCACCUGGCGAGGUUGCCUGACAUCAACCCAACCACACGCACCCUGCUGGUAGCUGGCUUCCCGAACGUCGGCAAGAGCUCCUUCGUCCGGUCAGUGACGCGGGCUGAUACCCCGGUCGAGCCUUAUGCAUUCACAACGAAAAGCUUGUUCGUCGGUCAUCUCGACUACAAAUAUCUUCGAUAUCAAGUAAUAGACACGCCGGGGAUUCUCGACCACCCGCUAGAAGAGAUGAACACCAUCGAAAUGCAAAGCGUUACUGCCCUCGCGCAUCUCAGAGCCGCAAUCCUGUUCUUCAUCGACAUCAGCGAGCAAUGUGGCUACUCACUCAAGGCCCAAUGCAACCUCUUCAAGUCGAUUAAGCCGCUCUUUGCCAACAAGAUGGUAUUCGUCGUGCUCAACAAGAUGGACAUCAAGACCUUCGAGGAGCUGGAGCCGGAGAUGCAGGCCGAGCUGCAGGAUCUGACCAAGUCGGGCGACGUCGAGCUGCUACGUGCUUCGUGCGCCACGCAAGACGGUGUACAGGACGUCAAGAACCUCGUUUGCGAGCGGCUGCUAGCUGAGCGGGUAUCUCAGAAGCUCAAGGCUGGCACCGCGAGCAACGGUGCGCUUGGGUCCCGCCUGACUGAAGUCAUGGCUCGCAUCCACGUGGCCCAGCCGAUGGGCGGCGUCACGAGGGAAACGUUCAUCCCCGAGGCCGUCAAGAGCCUGAAGAAGUACGACAAGAACGACCCGGAGAGAAGGAUCCUGGCACGGGAUAUCGAGGAAGCCAACGGCGGGCCUGGUGUCUACAACGUCGAUCUCAGGAAAGACUACAUCCUGGACGACCCGUCGUGGAAGUACGACAAGAUCCCGGAGAUCUUCGACGGCAAGAACGUGUACGACUUCAUCGAUCCCGAUAUCGAGGCCAAGAUGGCGGCGCUCGAGGAGGAGGAAGAGAGGCUGGAGAGGGAAGGCUUCUACGAGUCGGACGAGGACAUUGACGACGAGGACGAGGCCGAAAUCCUGGAGCAGGCCGAGUACAUCCGCGAGAAGCAACAGCUGAUCCGCAACGAGGCCAAGAUGCGCAAGUCGCUCAAGAACCGCGCCAUCAUCCCGCGCAAGGCGCAGAAGAAGCCGUUCUCGCAGCUCGAGGACCACCUCGACCAGCUCGGCGUCGACACCGAGGCCAUCAACCUGCGGGGGCGGGCCAAGGACCUGCAGCCGUCCCGCGGGCGGUCGGUCGCGCGCAGCCGCACCGGCACGGCCGACCCGGACGCCAUGGACGUGGACACGGAGAUGACGCCCAGGGAGCGCCUGCGGUCGCGCAGCCGCGCCCGCUCGGUGGCGGCCACCAACCGCCGCGAGGACGGCGUGCAGAACGAGACGGCCCGCACAAAGGCCGAGCGCCAGGCCAAGCUCAGCCAGCGCAAGAUGAACCGCAUGGCCCGCCAGGGCGAGGCCGACCGCCACAUUGCCGCCACCAUGCCGAAGCACUUGUUCUCGGGCAAGCGCACCAUCGGCAAGACUUCUCGUCGCUGAGCGGUAUUUUUGGGUUGGGUGGCAACGCGAUUUUUCGUGCGUGGUGCAUGUAUGGAGCAGGAAGGGCUAUGCUCAGAGCAGGAGGCUAUGCCACAUCCCGAGAAGGCACUUUUGCGGGAAUGGGUGCUAGGUCCCUGUCGUGCUGGCACUCCUUAGUUAUUUCAUGUCAUGUGUGGCCUGACUGACCACGAUGGUUGCGCGAAGAGGUGGCGGGGGCUGGUGGUGGUGAUAUGGAAGGAAGGGGAAAGGAGGGAGAAACCAGAACUGAAAAUACCCUCCAUGAUGUUCGUUCAGUUGUGUUCAAUUUGGCUGUUGAUUAGCUGCCGUGCUUCUUGCGUUUUGGGAGAAUGGGAGAGCACUUUUCUGACUUGCUGUCUCGCUGAG